Messenger RNA from Fragaria vesca subsp. vesca, 3842 nucleotides. Its product is annotated as disease resistance protein At4g27190-like. The transcript is spliced from 4 exons. Gene Ontology annotation, biological process: signal transduction. Bases 208 to 3513 code for a protein of 1101 amino acids. The record is from RefSeq and is a predicted model, not a curated record. Gene Ontology annotation, molecular function: protein binding; ADP binding. Lineage: Eukaryota; Viridiplantae; Streptophyta; Magnoliopsida; Rosales; Rosaceae.
UUUAAAAUGACUUCAUGGUUGUUAACAACUUUCUUUUGGGUUAAAUAAUUUCCACAAGCUUUUGCCUUUGGUGGGUUCCAAUGAGGCAAUGACCUGCAAUAGGAGACAUUAUUGGAUCUCUUAUUGUUUCCAGUCACAGUCUCACAUUCAGUCUUCUUCGUCUCCUCCCUUCAUUGCUUCUGUCUGGAAAUCAGUUGCAGGUUUUCAAUGGCCUCCUCUUCAUCAUCGUCAACUCGCAGCUGGAAGUAUGAUGUGUUUUUGAGUUUCAGGGGUACUGACACUCGCAAAGGGAUUGCAAACGAGAUCUGCAAUCGACUUAGUAGUAGAGGAAUCAAAACGUUCAUGGAUGAGCAAGGACUUGAAGUAGGGGAUGUUAUUUCACCCACCCUCAUAGAGGCAAUUAAAGAGUCAAGGUUAGCAAUCGUAAUUCUCUCGCAAAAUUACGCUUCUUCUGCUUGGUGUUUGGAGGAACUUCGAGAGAUUUGUCUAUCCAUGGAAGACAACAGAAUUUUGCCACUUUUUUAUCAUGUUGAUCCUACUAAUGUUCGACAUCAGACGGGAAGUUUCAGAGAUGCUUUGUCUAAGCACGAAACCUCUCAGCGACAUGAAUCAGAGAAGAUGAAUCAAUGGAGGGCUGCCUUAAGCAAAGUGGCCAAUAUCUCAGGGUGGAAUACAAAUGAUUUCAAGAGUCACAGUGAACUUGUGGACAAGAUUGUGGAAUCUCUCCGCAGUAAAGUAUCACUUGAUCCAAUUGAAUCCACAGGAAAUUUCCAAGCAUAUGAAGCAACAAAAGAAGCCAUGCGCAAGGUUAUGGAGGCGCUAACAGAUGACAAGAUUACUGUCAUUGGUGUCCACGGCAUGGGCGGCGUUGGGAAGACAAGCAUGGUGAGACAUGUAGCUGCACAAGCCAGUAAAAAUGGUACUUUUAACCAUUGGAUUAUUGCUGUCGUAUCCCAAAACCUUGACUUGAAAAUAGUUCAAGGUACAUUGGCAGAUUCGUUGGGCUUUAAAUUCGUGGAGGAGACACAAGCUGGAAGAGCUGAUAGGUUGCAUAAGGAGCUAAUGGGAAAAGAAAAGCUCCUUAUAAUCUUGGACGAUGUAUGGGAUAAAAUAAAGUUGUCAAAGAUUGGGAUCCCUGACUACAAAGAGCUUCAAACAUGCAAUUCCAAAGUCCUACUCACCACAAGGAGAUUGAGUGUCUGUAAUGCCAUGGAGUGCCAUGAAAAAAUCGCCCUCAACAUUCUAUCAAAAGAAGAUUCUUGGGCCUUGUUUGUGAGAAAUGUAGGAACAAUUUCUUUUGAGUCCACCUCGUUUAAGGAAGUGGCAUGGAGGGUAGCUGGAGAGUGUAAGGGUCUACCGAUUGCAUUGAAAGUUGUUGGAAGGGCACUCAGAGGUGAGGACCAGGAGGAAUGGGAGAAGGCAGCUAAACGACUAGAGCAAUCGAAAUAUGUCAAUCCCAGCCAUGAGGAAGAUGAGGAAAACGCAUUCCAAUGUAUAAGAUUAAGCUAUAAUUACUUGAAAGAUGGGGAUUCCAAGUCAUGCUUCUUGCUUUGUUGCCUGUUCCCAGAAGACGAUGACAUCGAAAUAGAAGACUUGUUCCGGUACACGAUCGGAAAAAGAUUGUUUCGAGAUGCCGAUACAAUGGAAGAAGCCAGAGGAAUAGUAGUUACAGUGGUCAAGUACUUGAAAAAUUCUGGCUUGCUUUUGGAUAGCGAGAAAAAAGGAUGUGUAAAGAUGCAUGAUGUCAUCCGAGAUACAGCCCUGAAUAUUGCACAAUCUGAAGAUGGGCAUCGGUUUUUUGUGAAAGCUGGCUGUGGUUUAAAGGCUUGGCCACCACGCGGAUUACAUCAAGGCUGCACUGCUAUUUCACUAAUGAGGAACGAAAUUCGCAAGCCACCCGAAGCGUUGAUAUGUCCAAAUCUCCAGAUUUUAUUACUAAACGGGAAUGCUGAACUAAGUGAGAUCCCAGAAAAGUUGAUCCAGAAUCUGAAAGAGUUAAGGGUCUUGGAUCUUAGCAACACUGGUAUUUCCGUAUUACCCCAAUCAUUUAGUCUCCUCACAAACCUCCAAGCUUUGUAUUUAGAUCAUUGCCGCAAAUUAAUUGACAUUUCCAUAGUGGGGAAACUUAAGAAGCUUGAAAUUCUUAGUAUGAGAGACUGUCCCAAGGGGCAAUUGUCUAGAGAAAUAGAACAGUUGACCAAUCUAAGGAUUUUGGAUGUCAAUCGCACUUGGGCAGCGGGUGGUAUGGUUACAAUUCCCUCUAAAGUGAUACCAAAGUUGCAUAAAUUAGAAGAAUUGUAUAUGGUGUACUGUGGAUUUGAGGAUGGGUGGUAUGUAGCUGAGGGACCAAGAGAAAGAACCAAUAUUAUUAGGUUUGAUGAGUUAGCUGGUUUAUCAAAUUUGAAUAAAUUGCAGCUUGGCUUAUCCGAUGAAAGUUUCAUCCCUAAAAAUGUUGAGGUCGCACCAGAUUGGGAUUACUUUUGUAUAAUUAUCUACGGCAGAUGCACCAGCUCUAUAUUCAGAGAAGAAGAUCGUAAUUCAAGAUUCUUGUUUCUUAGUGGAGCAACCAUUAGUACCUUGCCUGAUUGGUUUAUCAAAGCGGUGACAGAGAAAACAGAGAAGCUAGAGUAUUACUGCUGCGGAGGGAUGAGUGACAUUGUUAUGGAAUAUGACCACGGGAGGUUACAUAAACUCAAGCAUCUCACAGUUGCUAGGCAACAUGACGAGUUGAAAGAGUUGAUGAACACAACAAGACGAGUUGAAACAGGACCAGUGUUUGAGAAUUUGGAAGAGUUGCAUCUGAUAGAACUGAUCCACCUGGAGGAGUUGUGUGUUGGUGAGCUACCACCUCGGUCUCUCUCAAAUCUCAAGGUGUUUAAUGUGUUUUUAGGUGAGAGUUUGAAGAGUGUAUCAGAAUUUGUACAGAGACUACCAAAUCUGGAGAAACUAGAUUUAAACUAUACGCCCAAAUUAGAAUAUGUGUUCAGAUGCGAAGGGUUCGAGCCAGAACAGUCAAAACUGAGAGAGAUGCAUUUGUUGGGUCCAAAUUCAGUGAAGAGCAUUUGUAGUGGUCCUGCCCCACGUGCAAUGUUCCAGAGUCUUAAGAUUUUGACCAUUUACAGUUGUGAUCUGCUGCAAAGUCUGUUCGCAUCUGAUGUAGCUCAGUGUCUUGUUCAAUUGGAAGACAUUCUUGUAGAGGAUUGCCCUUUGUUGGAAAGAGUAAUGGAAGCAGUGAACAAGGAGAAGACGGUUCUACCAAAACUGAAGAACUUGGUUUUGAGGCAUCUUCCUAUUUUGUAUGGUGCAAUUGCUGCUGUUGAUAUUGAGUGUCCUUCAUUGGAACACUUGAUGGUGGUGUAUUGCCCCAAGCUUUUAUUUUCAACCUCUUCCGAUCUUUUCGAAGCCUUCAAAAGCAGAAACCAAUUUUCAUUUUCAGCCUCCACUUCUGACCCAGUCCAACUCAAUGAUCCACAACUAUACCAAACUCUACAUUGCAGAACAUCUGGUUUCUGAUCGUGAAGUCUCUAGCUCAGCUUCUGACUUCCAUUGCAAGAAGUAACCAAGUUCAACUCUAUUUCUUUGUCCAGGGUUGGUCAACUAGCUGAGGCUGCAAAUCCAAUUGAGAAGUUUUGCUGGAUUGUGACUUCCAAAACAGCCAAAGAGAUUGUAACAGCCAUUCUUGGAACCUUGGAGAGUGUAGAGAUCAGUUGAUAUACUCGACCAUGCUGUAAUUUGAUUCUUGCUACUAGUAUUUAGUAAAAAAAAAAAAAUUGUUAAAAAAAUUCAAGAAUACUAUCCUUGAAGGUGUUUCUUAUGUCUUUCCCAACAGUAGUACCGGUACU